This is a messenger RNA of Dipodomys spectabilis (banner-tailed kangaroo rat), 4060 nucleotides long. Its product is annotated as ral guanine nucleotide dissociation stimulator-like. The transcript has 20 exons. Gene Ontology annotation, biological process: positive regulation of GTPase activity; Ras protein signal transduction. Gene Ontology annotation, molecular function: guanyl-nucleotide exchange factor activity. Gene Ontology annotation, cellular component: plasma membrane. Lineage: Eukaryota; Metazoa; Chordata; Mammalia; Rodentia; Heteromyidae. The record is from RefSeq and is a predicted model, not a curated record. The coding region runs from base 1009 to 3918 and encodes 969 amino acids.
UGGUAAUUCAUAUUUUUAUGUAUUUAACCCAAACGGGUUAUCCUGGACUCUGAAUAAAGGCCCUGUUGAAUUUGUUCAACUUUAUUCUAGGUCCUCAUCGCAGGCUGCAAAUACUUCUGAGGCCAAGAGGUAUCUCAUCUCUGCAGCUGGCACUGCCUUUCCUGCUUCUGCCUGUGGCUGCAGUCAACUGGGAACGACUGAUAAGGAGCAGAAAAGUCAUACAGAAAGAACACAGAGAACUCUUGAUGGAGGAAUUUGCAGUCCUGCAAAGAGAAGUGCUGGGGAAAGAACUGCUCAAGGGGUCCCUUCUCUUCACAGCUGGCCAAUGGACGAAGAGCAGUUUGGCUUUCCUGCAUUUAGUGGCAUCUCUUGCCUGACCUGGCUGGUUUCCUUCUUGGGGGCAACUGAGGCACAGAAGUCAAGAAACUUCGCAAGGAUGUUGUUAGACUUUCCUUGUCUACAACAAGUGACGGAGAGAAACUGUUUCAAGGAGGAAAGGAGUGUUUUGGCUUGCUUCCGGCCUCUUCAGUCCAGGCUUGGUGGUCCUCAGGAUGCUGUGGAAGGAGGCACAGGCCCUGUCUGGUUCUUCAGGACUUGCUCCAGAAUCGCCACCUUGGCCAUGCCUACAAAGCAUGUGCUGACAUGCUGACACAGGUGUGGAUGUGGCUUCCUGCAAAGAGAAGAAUGAAUUGCCAGUGCCCUGGUUGGUUGAGAGAGUCAUGAGAAUGUGAUGAGAAGAGCACUAAGAAUUCUGAUGGCCUGUGGCGUGAUGGACAUCUGGCUGUCACUGAGCUGCCACAUUGAGCCACAGCUGCAAGGAAGCUGAGUGCACAGUGAGGCCAUGUCUGAAGAAGGUGGGAAGCCUCCCCACCUGCUCCCCACCAUGCGCUGUCUAAAGUGAGGCUUCUCCUGUCUUUUUACAAUCUGCUAACCUGGCUUGAGGAGAAAGGGCCUGUCUUCAAAGAAACAGACGUUGAAGGUUCCAUUUCAAAUCUGGAUCCCUGGAGAAUGUACCAAGUGGAGGUGUCAGCAAGAACAGGUUCCAGAAAGAGUCAAAUCUGUUUGUGCAGAAGCUCUGGGGCCAGGUCUUUAGAAGGAACUGGCUGCAGAAAGGAAGCUCAUCCUGCACUGCCUGGUGCUGGCAGAGGUGGUGCAGAGGUGCUGCUGCUUGGAGCAGUAGGAGAAGAAGCAGUGGGUACCACCAGCACCACAUCACAGUUGGAUCAGUUAGAGUGGGUGUUAGCCCCCACCCUUCCUGAUCCCUGCAAAGCAGGAUACCUGCAGGGAGGCAAAGUGGAGAAGCUAGUAGACCACUUAGUGCCUGCCCUGCUCUUCGGAGAUGCUGUGUUUGUCCCAGUGUUUCUGGGGACAUACCGCACUUUCACGACUGCCCAUCACGUGUUGAACCUGCUGUUCAACAGAUACAGUCAUUUCCUUGAAUAUGAGGAGGAGAAGGCAGGCGCGCAGGAGCACCUGCAGCGAGCCUUCUCCUUCAUACUGGGCUCCUGGAUGAGGGAGUACCCAGAAGACUUCACUGGAGCACCGGACACGUCCUGCCUGCAACACCUGGUAACAUAUCUACACCUCAAUAUGCCUGGCUCUGUUGAGGAACAGCAGGCCCGCCUUCUGCUCAGUCAGCUGGAGCACAUGCUUCUCAAGAAGCCAGAGCUGGAGGCUGUUCCACCAACUGCCAGGCUUUAUGAGAAAACCACUGUACACCCACUGGAUCCAACACCCUGCGUAGAAGCAGUACUACCAUGUCAGUCAGAGCUGGAACUAGCUGUAGCCUCAGAGGCCCCCUCAGCUCCAGGAGCUGCAGUGGAGCUCCAACAAGAACCCCAUGCAGACGGAUGUUCUGACUCACCUCCGUCAACUGUGACCGAAGAGAUCAAUCCACCUGCAGGUCAGCCAAUGGCCCACAGCCUUGCACCAUCUCCAGCACCAAGUCUGGAUCUUGACCUGCAAUACUCAAAUGAAGAAAGAGUGGCUGAUCCCUCAGUGCCAGGGGCACUUAGCCCAGUGGUAGCAAUGGCUCUAGAGCCAGCCAUUGAUGCACCAAUACAUGCCAGUGAUGAGGGUAUGCCAGUGCCCACUCCAGAAGCCCAGCUGCCUGAAGGCCAGUGUGACCCAAUUCUGCAACCCGCCCAAGAAGGAGACGCAUCUGCAGUUCAACCAGAGCCCUCCAAACCUAUUGUAGUGAGCAGCUCAGGGCCAGAGCUAGAGGCUCCAGGAGAUGAAAGCCUGGAGUCUGUUCUCGGUCCAUCUGGGGAGCAAGUGGAGUCUCUGGGUCCGUCUGGGGAGCAAGUGGAGUCUCUCGGUCCAUUUGGGGAGCAAGGGGAGUCUCUCGGUCCGUCUGGGGAGCAAGGGGAGUCUCUCGGUCCAUCUGGGGAGCAAGGGGAGUCUCUCGGUCCAUCUGGGAAGCAAGUGCAGUGUUGCCCGCUUGCUGGAGAGGCUGACUGCCUUGAGUCUGUUGCUGAGCAGCCAGAGCCACCCGUACAGGAGCCUCUGCCGCCCAGCCGGGAUGUAGCACCCGUCCCAUCUGUGCAGCUGGAAGCUGACACAGGCUUAGGAGGGGACAUUCCUCCAGUUACUUAUUUUGACAAAUACUAUGAGCCGCCAGUGGCUGAAGACGCCGAUGGUGCUCUGACCUGUGCUGCCGAGCAAGAGCCUGCUCGCCCACCAGCUAGCGAGGCAGACAGGCCUGCGGAAAUAGACCCGGCUCCCUGGGAGUGCGUGGAGAUGGAGGAUGUGCAGAUUUCCUCCAGGGGGCCAUCCCGGAUGUCCAUGCUAGAGUUAGACAGUGAUGAGGAGACAGCUCGAGUGCUAGAUUGGCUGCCCGAAGAGAAGGCAGAUCAGUUCUCCAUCAUGGCCGUCAAACUGUUCAAAAGACUCAUCCCUUACCACCUUUUGAGUUACGUGUAUGUACAAGCUGACCAGGAGGAGUGUCUGGAGCGCCUGGCACCCACUCUGAUUCCCAUACUGGAGCACUGUGAGCAGGUCUCCAGUUGUGUGAUCACCACGUGCCUCGGGGACCACAGCAUGGAGGCAGCAGAGAGAGCCCAAGUGGUGCAGCACUGGAUAGAGGUGGCUCUGGAGUGCCACCUACGAAAAAAUAUCUCCACCUUAUUUGCAAUCGUGUGUGCUCUGCAGAGCAGCCAGCUCCAAGGCCUGAAGAAGACGUGGAGAUUGGUUUGCAGGGAGAGAGUAGCUGUCUAUCAGGAGCUGAGGAGGAUACACUGCCAGGAGCAAGUGUACAAGGGGCGAGAGUCCAGAUACAAGAGCUUCUGGAAGAAACUCAAGAGAGGCUGCAAGAAGCCUCAACAAUUGGACUAUCCCGAGGGCACAGUCCCUUACCUGGGCACCGUCCUCACACACCUGGCCUCACUGCACAAAGACCAAGAUUCCAAGGAUGGCUCUUGGCUGAAUGUAAAAAGAAGACGAGAGGAAUUCAAGGUGAUGGCACUAAUGAAGGAGCUAAAGGGCUCAUGUCAGGAGCUCCAGGUGGUUCCUGACAUGAACUUCGUAUCUUGGUUUAACAACAUGAACCGCCUAAAUGAGUUGGAAAGCUCCAAGCUAUCCAGGGAGCUGGAGCCUCCCCGCCGGGUACUUGUCCUGAGCAGGAACAACAAGAGGAGCCCUCCCCUGAGGAAGCGCUCAGGAAAUUGCCAGGCUUUGACAAGAGAGCUCAGCAACAAUGGCAGUUCCCAGUUGGAGACAAAUGAGCAGCUCAGCGGUGGGAAUGGCAGCCAUGCACCCAGCAUGCACUUGGGCUGCUCACCCAAGCCUUCUUCACACUGCAACCGAUUAUUUCAGUCGGCCCCAAACAUCUGCAUGGCAAAGAUGACAGAAUAUGAGGGAAUCUUGCCGUUCCUGAGCCCCCAGCCCUCCCGGAGAGCUGGGCAUGGGGCUGUAUCCUAGGCUGUCCUUUCUUCAGCCAAGAUGGGUGCACCCCAACCAGAGAAAAUCAUAUUCUCCAAUGAGUUAUGGGAAAUGCGUUGCACAAUGCACAAAGACUCAAAUGUCAGGUCAUUUAGAUUAAAAACCUAUGUGGAAACACUAA